AUGAUGAUAUACAUUGUAGCAGGGCUAGCUAUUCUGGCCAUUUGUCGAGCGGUGUUCCUCAUAUACUCGAGACUGUAUGUCUCACCCCUGAAGGUGAUACCAGGGCCCCUUCUAGAGGCUGUUAGCAGUAUUCCUCACGAUCUCGCGUGUAUCAAGGGGGUCAAUCAUGAGUAUCUGGAGAAGCUGCACGACAAAUACGGGCCGAUUGUGCGGAUCUCCCCAACGGAGGUGUCCUUUAUCGACAGCAGUAUCUGGCGUGACGUGUAUGGGUUUCGCAAAAAUGACGCCGAAUGCGAGAAGAGCGACGUUAUCGAUCGCGUCAACGGGGUCACUGGAAUUCUAGAUGCCAAUCGUAUGGACCACCGACGGUAUCGACGACUGUUGUCGCAUGCAUUCUCGGAACAAAGCCUUCGGCGGCAAGAAGACCGCCUACAACACCACGUCGACAUGCUCAUCAGGGGGCUGACCCAGGGGAGCAAGGAUGGCCCACUGGACAUUUCUCAGUGGCUGCAAUGGACCACGUUUGACAUCAUGGGGGAUUUGGCCUUUGGGGAAUCAUUUGAGAGCCUAGGCACCAAAAAGACACAUCCAUGGCAAAAGUUCUUGCUCGACAAUAUUGCCGGCGGAAUGUACAUUGGGAUCAUCCAACGAUGGGGACUAGGUCGCGUUGCGGCAUUGUGUACGCCGUCAUCGCUGAUUCAGGCCAUGCGUGAUUUCUACGACAUGUCUUCAACCAGGAUCGACCGAAGAAUCGCAAUGGACAAGGAGAGGGGGGAUUUUCUGGACCACAUCCUCAAACAUGAACUUGUAGGUGAUGACGAAAAGGGACAGGUCAAAGGCAUGAGAGUUGAAGAGUUGAAGAGUACGGCGUCGGACAUUGCGAUUGCCGGCUCGGAGACGACGGCAACGCUUCUUACAGGACUCGUCUAUUUUCUGUUGAUGAAUCCCACCGUGCUCAAAAAGGUUCAAGAAGAGAUCGACGGAUUUGAAGAUGAAGAGCAGAUUACGGUGGCAUCCACCGCAAAACUGCCAUACUUUUCCGCCGUCUUGGAAGAGGGUCUUCGUAUCUUUAUUCCCUCACCAGUCAUUUCGGCGAGGACGAUCCCAACAGCAGGACUGGUUGUGGGAGGAUACUUGUUGCCUGGGGGAACGCGAGUGUUUGCGGCGCAUCACAUAGCCUACCGAUCGUCCCUACAUUUUGCACGCCCCAAGGAAUUUGUGCCGGAGAGGUGGCUAGCCAAUCGACCAGAGGAAUUUGCAAGUGACAAUGCCAGUGGAAUUUUCCAGCCAUUUGCGGCGGGACCACGAAACUGUAUAGGUAACAAUCUGGCCAAAGCGGAGAUGCGUCUGAUUCUGGCUACACUUCUUUGGAGGUUUGAGAUGACCAAACCGUCAGCAGAUCAACAAGGUGAGCAAGAUUGGGAUGGAUGGUUCCAGAGGCUCAAGGUCUACUUUCUCUGGCAUAAACCUCCAUUGAUGGUCGAGAUGAAGCCUCGACGCAACGCAGCAUCAAUAUUUUAAAGGUUGACAUGUGACUGGGAUGUAUCCUCAGGGCCAAUUUAUCAAUAAUGCUGUUGGACCAAAUGAAGAUCAAAUUACAAGUAAUAAAGGCACCGGCUAGACAACCUCAACCUCGGCUAUCGAAUCAAAUGGCAUUGUGUUGAACUCCGAUGUCGUUUUUCGAGAGGGGGACUUUUGGGG
Exophiala mesophila is the source of this 1701-nucleotide messenger RNA. RefSeq lists its product as uncharacterized. NCBI's taxonomy places the organism in Eukaryota, Fungi, Ascomycota, Eurotiomycetes, Chaetothyriales, Herpotrichiellaceae. The transcript has 3 exons. Gene Ontology annotation, molecular function: monooxygenase activity; heme binding; iron ion binding. The coding region runs from base 1 to 1521 and encodes 506 amino acids. The record is from RefSeq and is a predicted model, not a curated record.